GGCAGCAGCGGCGGCGGCGGCGGAGGGAUGGGGCCAUGGCCCGUGCGGGCGGCGGGGCGCCCCGGGAGCUGUCCCUGGAGGAGGUGCUGAAGUGCUACGAGCAGCCGCUGAACGAGGAGCAGGCCUGGGCGCUGUGCUUCCAGAGCUGCCGUGCCGCCGCCGCCGCGGCCCCCGCCGCUCCGCUCCGCACCGCGGACAUCCGCCUGCAGGGAGACGGCUCCGUGCUCCUGCCCGCGCCGCAGCACGAGCUGCCCCCGCUGCUUACACCCUCUGCUGAAGCCCAGAUGGUGCAGUCAUUGGGCUUUGCCAUCUACCGUGCACUGGACUGGGGGCUGGACGAGAACGAGGAGCGUGAGCUGAGCCCACGGCUGGAGCAGCUCAUCGACCUGAUGACCAACAGCGACUCUGAGGACAGCGGCUGUGGCACUGCCGACGAGGGCUAUGGGGGGCAGGAGGAGGAGGAGGAGGGGGGCGAGGGGCCGCUCCGUGCCGUGCGCACCUUCGGGCAGGCCAUGCGGUGCUGUGCCAUGCGCCUGGCAGACCCUGGUGAGGCACAGGCUCACUACCAGGCUGUCUGCCGUGCUCUCUUUGCCGAGACCGUGGAGCUGAAAGCCUUCCUUGCCAAGAUCCGCGAUGCCAAGGAGAUGCUGCAGAAGCUGAAGGAGGAUGAGGAAGCAGAGGAGCGGCCAGUGGCAGAGCUGGGCAGCCUGCGCAACACCGACUGGGCCCGGCUGUGGGUGCAGCUGAUGCGGGAGCUGCGGCAUGGUGUGAAGCUGAAGAAGGUGCAGGAGAAGCAGUUCAACCCCCUGCCCACCGAGUACCAGCUCACCCCCUUUGAGAUGCUCAUGCAGGACAUCCGUGCCCGCAACUACAAGCUCCGCAAGGUCAUGGUGGAUGGAGACAUCCCUCCCCGGGUGAAGAAGGAUGCCCAUGAGCUCAUCCUCGACUUCAUCCGCUCCCGGCCCCCACUAAAGCAGGCAUCAGAGCGUCGGCUGCGACCACUGCCCCAGAAGCAGAGGACACUCCACGAGAAGAUCCUGGAGGAGAUCAGGCAGGAGAGGAAGCUUCGGCCUGUGGAGAUGCCAUACCGUGGACAGAAAGGCUACAGCUCUCUUCCCUGCAUCCCUCAUGCCUGCUCAGGCCGCCUGGCCUCCAGCUCCUGCCUCGAGCUGUCCCGGUGCCCAGCGAGUGCCACACCGGUGUGCCCACGGCCCCGUGUCCUGCUCAAGGCACCCACCCUGGCCGAGAUGGAGGAGAUGAACAUCUCCGAGGAGGAGGACUCUCCGGCCACAGAGGUACCACUGAAACGGGACCGCUCCUUCUCUGAGCACGACCUGGCACAGCUGCAGAGCCAGAUGGGGGUUGGCCAGGCUGCACCCCGAGAACCAGAGCCGCUGCAGCCUGAACCCCGGCCCCGCUCAGGCUCUGUCCCUGCUAGCUGCCACCCGCUGCCGGACAGCUCAGCACCACCCCGGACUUCCCUUGGUGCCGUGGAGGAGAGGCCAGAGGAUGGAUCCAGUACUGCUCCAAGCACCAGCUCCAAGCACCUCUGGCUGGAGUUCAGCCACCCCGUGGAGAGCCUGGCCCUCACCGUGGAGGAGAUGAUCAACGUGCGCAGGGUGCUGGUCAAGGCUGAGAUGGAGAAGUUCCUGCAGAGCAAGGAGCUGUACAGCAGCCUGCGGAAGGGGAAGGUCUGCUGCUGCUGUAGGACCAAGUUCCCCCUCUUCUCCUGGCCUGCAGCAUGCCUCUUCUGCAAGCGGUCUGUCUGCAGCUCCUGCAGUCUGAAGAUGAAGAUGCCCUCCAAGAAGCUGGCUCACAUCCCCGUCUACGCGCUGGGCUUCGAGAGCCUCCCAGGCUCUCUGCUGGCCAAAGCCUUGCCCCUGCGGCGGAGAGAGACCUUCCACUCCCUCUCUGGCACCUGCUGGCGCCGGGUGGAAGAGGAGUUCCCCCAUAUCUAUGCCCAGGGCUCAGUCCUACGCGAUGUCUGCAGUGACUGUGCUGGCUUCGUCACCGAUGUCAUCUGCUCCAGCCGCCGCAGCGUGGCCGUCCUCAACGCUGCACCGCGCCGUGCCAAGGCUCGCUCCCUCUACAGCGACUGGCACAAGUGAGGGGUGCAGACCCCACUGGCGGCCAUCCGGAUGUACAUAUAUACAUAGGACAUACACGUACAACCUCUAUAUUUAUAUACCUUAUGGACCAGGGGGAGGCGAGGCACAGUGACACAACACUGCCUGCUGCUCCCCGGUCCCCUCACAUCCCCGCCCCGGCAGGACGCUGCAAUGGUUACAGUGGGGAUAGGUCCUGCCGUGGGGCACCCCCCAUCGCCCGUUACCCUCAUCCUCCGCCUGCCCCACCGCUGCUUCUGUGCCAAGCCCUGGCUGUGCCGGGGCAGCCAGCGCCGGGGCUGGCACGGCCGCUCCGUGUGCCCGUCCGGUAAUAAACGUGCUAGGCUGCCCUGGG
Messenger RNA from Melopsittacus undulatus (budgerigar), 2460 nucleotides. It is a transcript of the gene SPIRE2, whose product is annotated as spire type actin nucleation factor 2. The record is from RefSeq and is a predicted model, not a curated record. The coding region runs from base 36 to 2108 and encodes 690 amino acids. NCBI's taxonomy places the organism in Eukaryota, Metazoa, Chordata, Aves, Psittaciformes, Psittaculidae. Gene Ontology annotation, molecular function: actin binding. The transcript has 15 exons. Gene Ontology annotation, cellular component: cell cortex; cytoplasmic vesicle membrane. Gene Ontology annotation, biological process: actin nucleation; intracellular transport; Golgi vesicle transport.